AGCGCCCAAAGUGAAAGCACCCUUUAACUGCUUGUUCAGAGCAUUGACGUCUGUGCUGAACGUAGCCAUUGCAUGACAGUUUAGUUUGUGAGUUUUUGCAAGUAACUUUCCUUCGUAAUUAUUUUUAUUCUCUCAAUUAAGAGAGAUCGCUAAAUAAAAAUGUUUCGUAAUCAGUAUGACAGUGAUGUGACAGUAUGGAGUCCUCAGGGACGUUUACAUCAAGUAGAAUACGCCAUGGAAGCAGUAAAACUAGGAUCCGCCACUGUGGGCCUUAAGAAUAAGACACACGCUGUUCUGAUCGCGUUGAAGAGAGCAUCUUCUGAAUUGUCAGCUCAUCAGAAAAAGAUCAUACCAAUAGACAAACAUAUGGGAAUUAGUAUCUCAGGUUUAACUGCAGAUGCUAGAAUACUAAGCCGUUACAUGAGAACCGAAUGUCUGAACUACAAGUAUUCUCACGAUGAUACAUUGCCCGUGGGUCGCCUGAUUGCAUCGUUGGGAAACAAAAUGCAAACUUGCACUCAGAGAUAUGAUAGACGACCGUACGGCGUCGGUUUACUUGUUGGGGGAUACGAUGAUCAAGGACCCCACAUUUAUCAGACGUGUCCUUCUGCCAAUUACUUCGACUGCAAAGCGAUGGCUAUAGGCUCUCGCUCUCAAAGCGCGAGGACGUACUUAGAGAAGCACUUGAACGAAUUUUUGUCGUGCGAUCUCGACGAGCUGGUGAAGCACGGUCUCAGAGCGUUACGCGACACUUUACCUAACGAAGUCGAUUUGUCUAUAAAGAAUGUAUCAAUCGCGAUAGUGGGAAAGGAUUACGAUUUCACUGUUCUCGACGAAGCCGCAACGGCCGCUUACUUGUCUCAAAUCGAAGGGGACGAGAAACGCGGAAGACCCAGCGAACCAGUUGUGCAGGAUGACAGCAGACCGCCGCAAGAUCCGCCCGCUGAUGAAACCCCGCAAGAUCCUCAAGUCGCUAUCGCGAUGGAUACAGAUUGAAAAAAUAGUAACAAACUUUAUCGAAUACAAAUUUAUAAAAGAUUCAAGCUGCAUUUGUUAUUAAAUAAAAUUAAACUCUCGCGGUUUUUGUAACACAACA
This is a messenger RNA of Pseudomyrmex gracilis, 1096 nucleotides long. It is a transcript of the gene Prosalpha6, whose product is annotated as proteasome subunit alpha type-1. The transcript has 5 exons. Bases 160 to 996 code for a protein of 278 amino acids. NCBI's taxonomy places the organism in Eukaryota, Metazoa, Arthropoda, Insecta, Hymenoptera, Formicidae. Gene Ontology annotation, biological process: ubiquitin-dependent protein catabolic process. The record is from RefSeq and is a predicted model, not a curated record. Gene Ontology annotation, cellular component: proteasome core complex, alpha-subunit complex; proteasome core complex; nucleus.